Chlorella variabilis is the source of this 3489-nucleotide messenger RNA. RefSeq lists its product as hypothetical. The record is from RefSeq and is a predicted model, not a curated record. The transcript has 11 exons. NCBI's taxonomy places the organism in Eukaryota, Viridiplantae, Chlorophyta, Trebouxiophyceae, Chlorellales, Chlorellaceae. Bases 1 to 3489 code for a protein of 1162 amino acids.
AUGGCACCACCGCUGCCGACAGAGGCGCCACCGCCGCUGCCGGCGAUGCGGCCACCCAGCCAGCAAGAGGAGGGGGAGCUGGCGCGGCCCGGGGCUGCGCAGGCUGCAAACCACCUGGAAACGGUGCAGCAGGCAAUCGCUGAGCGGGCCCGGAAGAAUCGGGAAGCAGCCAAAGCGGAGGAGGAGGCGGCAGCAGCAGCGGAGGCACCAGCGGGCGAGGCCACGCCGCCGCCUGUGGCCGCGGUGGGAGCGGCGGCAGCGGGGCCCGAUGGCCGCAAGCAGGCGGCGCCACAGGGCGGCGCUGCAGGCGAGGAGGCGCAGCGGCCCAGCAGCGCGGGCGGCGGCGUGGGCGGCAGCCAGCCGCAGGCCGCGCCGCGGCCCGCCGCCAAGCUGGUGGGCAUCAAGGCCAACCGCUCCCUCGCUGGCAACAUCCAGAUGCGGCCCAGGAGCGCCACCGGCACCCGCGGCAAGAAGGAUUCCUCCCAGGAUGCUGAGCUGGCGGCGGAGCUGCUCAGAACGGAGCAAGACCUGGGCAGCGGCGGUAAGGGGGCUGCAAAGGCGCAGCCUAUUUCUGCAACCAAGGAGCAGCCUGCCCCAGGGGGGCAGCCUGAUGCAGCCUCCAACGAGCGGCUGGCGCUGCUGGUGCAGCAAGAUGUGCAAGCAGCCGCAGCCAAGCAGACACCGCAGCCGUCGCCGCAGCCGCCACCGCUGCGUGUUGCGGCCCAGGCGCCGGCAGCCGGCCCCGAGCAGCUGCAGCCGGCCAUCCUGCCGCAGCAGGCGCCAGCGCCAGCUGCCGCGGUCGCAGCUGCAGCUGCGCAGCCAGGUGUGCAGGCAGCUGCUGUGGCUGAGUCAGCUCCUAUCACCGCCACUGGGCAUCCCAAUCCGGUGGUGGCAGCAGCGCUGCAGGCUGCAGAGGCGCUCAACCAGGGAGCGCAGCAGCACGCGCAGCCGGAGCAAGCGCAGCAGCAACCGGCGCAGGAAACGGAGGCGCCGCCGCAGCAGAAAGCACAGCAGCCAGCGGCGCAGGAGACGAAGCCACAGCCACAGCAGAAAUCACAGCAGACAGCGCAGCAGGAACAAGCGGAGGAGCCAGCGCAGCAGCGAGUGCGGCAGAGAGGCCGGAGCCGCAGCCGCGGCCGCAGCACCAGCCGGAGCGAAGGAGAGCUGGCCAGCGGCAGCAGGAGCAGGAGCAGGAGCAGGAGCAGGAGCUACAGCAGCAGCAGCAGCUACAGCAGCAGGAGUCGCAGCAGGAGCCGCAGCCGAGAUAGAGGGCGCCGCGACCGUAGCCGAGACCGGCGGCGGGACGAGCGGGACUAUGAGUGGCGGGCCGGCCGGCGAUACGAGCGGUACGGCGGCCGGGACGCCAGGCGGUACAUUUCCCCCGACCGCCCAGCUGACCGGCGCUUUGCGCGGCCCGACGAUUGGCGGCGGGAUGGCUGGCGGGAUGAACGGCACAUGCAGGAGCCCGGCGGCGGCAGGCGUGCUGGCUGGGACCCUAGGGACAGCCGGGCGGCGGCGGCGGCGGUGCGUGAGCCACGACCCGGGCGGCGGGACGAGCGAGAUGCACGGGACGAGCGGGAGCGGCACAGGGACAGCCUCCGGAGCAGCCCCGUGGCGAGCCGACGCCGCACCCGGAGCCCCGGCGUCGCCGCCAACGGCCAGCCCGCCGCGCCGAAGCAGCGGCGGCGCAGCAGGAGCACCAGCCGCGAGCGGCAGCCUGGCGCCAAGCGGCAGCGGAGGCGGUCUCGCUCUGCAGGCUCCCUACCGCCCUGCCUCACUGGGCGCAGCCUUGCCACCGCCACGCUGCGCCAGCUGGCAUCCUUGUAUGGAGCCGACUUUGACUCGGCCGGUCUGUUUGACAAGCAGUGCGAGGAGCUUGAUGCGCUGGCACGCCAGCUGGCGCUGCCCGGGGCGGGCCCCGACCCCGCCGCCGCCCGCCCGCCGCCGUUUUCGGGGCAGGAGUGGAGCUGGCAUGUGGCGGAUACGGAGCUGGUACUGGACAAUGAGCACCAGCCGCCGCGGCAGCUGCCUCUGGAGCCGGCAGCUGCAGCGGCAGCGGCAGCGGCAGCAGCGACCGCGCCAGGCGCUGGGGUGUCGGCAGGGAAGGUGAAGGAGGAGCCUGCAGGGGAGGUCAAGGAGGAGCGCGAGGAGCUGGCCCCGCCACGGCAGGAGCGGCAGCAAGCGGCUGCAGAGCCGAAGCAGGAGGGAGGGGGAGAGGCCCAGCCGGAGCGGGGCCCGGCGGCCGUGCCGGCGGCAGAGCCAGCGGCGGCCGCGGGCGACCCUCGCCGCCGGCCGGCGGCCGCCGCCGAGCUGGCGGCUGCCCGCGCCUGGUACCAGGCCGGCGAGCUGCCGCUGCCGGCCUUUGCGCUGCCCACGGCGGCGCCGGCUGAGUCUGGGCUGAGCUGGUCGCAGGACCCACGGCCGCCCGAGGGGCAGAUGCAGGAGGCCAGCAGCGCCGCGCUGCCCGCCGACGGCGACGGGCUGUACGCGCCGGCGGCGCCCCGCCACGACGACGCCUUCCACCGCUCCAUGGGCGCCGUGCUGGCCUCGGGCGGUACAGAGCGUCCCGCGGAGAUUGAGGAGGGGUACUGGCAGGCGCUGCUGCCAGACCUGACCGGGCACACCACGCCCCGCCAGCUGGACAUGCUGCAGGAGCAGGUGCGGGCGGGGCAGCUGGAGGCUGGCUGGCCCAUCUACCGCGCAUCCGACCGGCUGCACUGCUACCUCACAGACAACCCGCCUGCACUGGCUGACCUGGCAUGGCCGAAUCCCAAGGGCAGCGAGGAGGCGCGGCGUUGGGUGGUGGCCUGUGGGCCGCCAGCCAUGCCUCAGCAGCCGCCGCAGCAGCAGCCGCAGGGAGAGUCGACCGCCGCCGCCGUGGCGGGCGGGCCAGCGGAGGGCGGCGUGCAGCCACAGCCAGAGCCCGAGCAGCAGGGUGCCGAGGAGCAGCAGGGUGGCGAGGAGCCCCAGCAGCAGCAGCCCCAGCAGCAGGAGCAGCAGCGGCAGCUGGAGGAGGAGGAGGCAGCGCUGCGGGCGCUGCAGCAGGCGGCGGCAGGAAAGGAGGCGGCGCUGAGCACCCACCAUGCGGUGCAUCUGCGUGCCGAGCUCCCUCCCCGCCUCACCGCCGCCACCGUGGCGGCACAGAUGGCUGCGCCCGACACCCAGCUGGGGGCAGAGGAUUGGCUGCGGCACAGCAGCCAGCCCGGCAGCGCCGCCGCCGAGCUGCAGCGCCAGGUCAGCAGGCAGCAGAGCUUGCUGCGCAGCACGCGGCAGCCGCUGCCGCGGGUGCACGGCCCGCCGCCGCCGGCCAACGUGGGGGCCGCGGUGCGCCAGCUGCUGCUCACGCGGCGCAAUGCCGACCAGGCCAUGCGCAAGGUACUGGUGGAAGUUGCCACGAAGCUGGUGGAGGAGCGCACGCAGCGGCGGCGCAGCGGCGCAGCCGACCCCCAGCAGCAGCAGCGGUGGCGGCGGGAAUCGCACGGCCGCUAG